ACUCACUCCACUCACUCACACAAACACACGUCGAGCAGAGAACCAGAUUAUGAUCCAGUCUCCGCCUCAGAGUCUCUGUCUGUCGGCGCUUUACGCUCCAGGAAUACCGAGCUCCGUUUAUCUAUUAAUACACUCACAUUAAUUCAAUUUAUAUCACUUCUUGCGUGGACGUGCGGGAUUGCACACUACCUGUCCAGUUUGUGUGUUUGUGUGUUUCUCUCCGGUUCACCUGAGGCGCACGAGGACAUCGUUUGCAUGAAACUGUGGCCAGACAACAGCAGUGGAUGCAGUUACGCUCCAUCCCUAGAGGGACGGUGGAAGAGUGGGCGUGGCUCUGAAGACGACCAGCUGACCCCCGGCGGAGGAUCCACCUCGGUUAAAGUUUCCUCCAGAAGCAUCCUGAAGCGCAACAUGUCGCUCAGCACCUUCCAGCUCAUGCAGACUCUGAAGAACUCUCCGGCCGCGCUGCGCCGCCGCUUCCGCCGCGACCGCACCGAGUCGCUGUCGCACGGCGACCCGCUCUUCAAGGUGCACUACCUGGGCACGGAGAAGAUCUUCUCCCUGGACCGCGAGCAGGCGCAGGACGCCAUCAGCCGCCUGCUGGACGGCGUCGCUAGCGGGAAGAAGCUGAGCAAAGAGCACGCGCUGGUGGUGCGGCCGCGCUACGUGGAGGUGAAGGAGCUGAGCACCGGCCGCCAGCUCACCAAGACCUACCUGCAGGACAUCGCCUACUGCGCCGCCGACGCCACCCGGCCCAACGUCUUCCUGUACAUCUGCAAGCAUCAGGGCCAGCAGCUGCAGUGCCGCGUGUUCUGGUGCAGCCGGGCGGAGCGGGCGCGGGACAUGACGGCGUGCUUGGCGCACUCCUUCCAGCGCGCGCUGAGCGACUGGCAGCAGGACGGCUCGGCCACGCUGCAGCACGCCGACGGGAAGAAUAAACGGGCCGAGGAGUCAAACAACUCGCCCGCCAACUCCAAGAGCUCAACGCUGCCCGCCAGUCUGGGGAAAGUUCGUUGGAAGAAGAGGGGCUCGGUGUCUCGCAGCCCCCUCAGAUCCAUCACCAGGAGAGGCUCCGCCUCCGACAGCUGGAACUGAACCCCAUAUUUCAUAUUUCAUCACAUAACUGGACCAAGUUUACCUGACGACAGCCUCCAGGACGUCGCCACUGCUGGGAGGGAGGGACUAACAGGAAGUGUCCAUAUUUGGAAGUGUCCAUAUAUGGACGUGUGAGGACUUGUGAGAGGAUGUUGCAGUAACCAGCGAGUGUUUGGACCUGAAGGUUUGGACGCGGCACAGUUUGUUGCCAGGUUUGCGUCCGACGUAGCAGAAAACGCUGCUGAGCCUUUUGAUCUCCGGUCAGCAGCGACUCGAGGACUUGUGGACUUGUGACUCGACUGCUUCACUUCCUGGACGCUCUCGUUUGUUUUCUAAGACACUUAAACCACCAAAGAGUUUGGACUGUUUGGAAAAAGACGAUUAUAAACUGACCAGGACAGCAGCUGUUUGCCUCAGAUGACGAACAAAAA
Molecule: messenger RNA, 1526 nt
Organism: Centropristis striata (black sea bass)
Lineage: Eukaryota; Metazoa; Chordata; Actinopteri; Perciformes; Serranidae
Exons: 3
Coding region: 256-1095 (279 amino acids)
Source: RefSeq, a predicted model, not a curated record